Messenger RNA from Kwoniella mangroviensis CBS 8507, 252 nucleotides. RefSeq lists its product as uncharacterized. The transcript has 3 exons. Bases 1 to 252 code for a protein of 83 amino acids. NCBI's taxonomy places the organism in Eukaryota, Fungi, Basidiomycota, Tremellomycetes, Tremellales, Cryptococcaceae. The record is from RefSeq and is a predicted model, not a curated record. Gene Ontology annotation, biological process: protein N-linked glycosylation.
AUGUCGGAAACGUACGCUUCGAUAAAGACCCUUCAUUCGAGUCUACCAUCAUUUCAACCAUCCAUCUCCACAUCCUUACUGCCGAGCAUAGCCUUAAUAUGCCUGUUGGCUUUCUUCGCUUUGACUUUCCUUUUCACAACAUUACCGAAAUCCAAGGUGCCCAUCUCUGAAAUAACAACGGCUCUAUUAGCGUCUGCAUUAGCUGGUGGUGGAGUAGUGGCUUUGUUCUGCACGUUGGGCGUAUAUGUGUGA